Messenger RNA from Brassica oleracea var. oleracea, 561 nucleotides. RefSeq lists its product as uncharacterized. The transcript has a single exon. The record is from RefSeq and is a predicted model, not a curated record. Gene Ontology annotation, molecular function: acetylglucosaminyltransferase activity. Bases 82 to 561 code for a protein of 159 amino acids. Lineage: Eukaryota; Viridiplantae; Streptophyta; Magnoliopsida; Brassicales; Brassicaceae.
UCAACCACCCUAAACCUCUACUCUCAAGUCUCAACCUUAAAAUCUCCUUCAUCAACUUUUGCUAUUAGAAAUCUCGAUACAAUGUCGUCUCCAAGUUACCACACAAACAUCUUCUGCAAGUAUCUCGUGAUCUUAUGCGUGAUCGCAAUCUUCUUCAUUCUCGUCUUUUAUGACCAAACCUACAUCAAUUCAUUCGACAGUAACAUAUCCACCAUAAAAUGUCAAGAGGGGCUCUUACAGCCUAAGGGGACAACUACGAACUUGAGCCACUUGAUGUUUGUGUUGGUAGGGAGCUCACGUACGUGGAAGAAUCGCAGAACUUACACAGAAUCAUGGUGGAGACCAAACGUCACACGAGGAAAUCUCUUUUUGGACGUGGAGCCGUCGAAGGAGUUCCAGCCUUGGUCUCCGACCUUACCGCCGUUUAAAGUCAACGAAGACCUCAAGAAACUGAGAAUCUACCCGAAGCUCGCAAACCCAGUUCACGUUCGUAUCUAUAGAUCUAUUCUAGACACUUACAAGCUCAAACAAAACGAUGGUGUGAGAUGGUACGUCAUUUAA